Molecule: messenger RNA, 8784 nt
Organism: Mytilus californianus (California mussel)
Lineage: Eukaryota; Metazoa; Mollusca; Bivalvia; Mytilida; Mytilidae
Exons: 19
Coding region: 79-7737 (2552 amino acids)
Cellular component (GO): membrane; cytosol
Molecular function (GO): RNA binding; SH3 domain binding
Source: RefSeq, a predicted model, not a curated record
AUGAACAUACGAAAAAGCAAGAAAAGUAUCGAAGAUAAAAUGUAAAAACCUCGCACUACAGAAAAAAUACAAAUUAAGAUGUCUGGAACAGAAAACACAGAAAGUACUGAAGAACAGUCAUGUGACAUAUGUAAGAUUUCAUAUGUCACUGAAAAGGAAUUACAAGAUCAUGAAUGGUCACUUAUGCACCACAUCAAAAUUGAACAGAGAAAAAAGGGUGCAGUACACAAAUGUUCCUUGUGUUUUACAAUAUCUCCAAACCUUAUAGAAUAUGGAAAACAUUUGAACGGAGACAAACACAAACAGGCUAUAGAGGAAAGCAGAGUACAGAUUGAAACCUUAGAUCCACAGGAAAUACAAUCCAGGUUACACUCUAGUGAAAAAGAUGAUGAUCCUCAUUCAGAAACAGACAGAAUGGAAACAAGUUAUGGUAGAGACACACGAGGACACCAGAGGUCAUAUUCUCAACCUGCAGCUAGAGGUCAAUUCUUUGGAAACAGGAGACCUUACAGAAACAGACAUGGUCAGUUCUAUGAAAAAGGUUAUAAUUACCAAGACAGCAUGGAAAACCCUUAUUGGCAUAAAAGUGGAAUGAUGCAGAUGUUUCCCUAUCAGUGGAGACAACCAUGGGAUUCCACUUCGCCUGAUCCUUGGGAACACCCAAAUCAGACUCCUGAUGAUAUGGAAUUCCAAUACCAGGACAAAAAUAGAAACAGAAGGCCUAGCCAUCAAGAGUCAAAUGAACAAUAUUCUGGCAGGGAAAGGUACAAUAGAUAUGAAUAUGUUAGACCAGAAAGGGAUCAGGAUGUUGAUAAACGUAGAAUUGAUGUAGAUGAUAAUAGAAAAUCUGUCAGGUUUGAGGAUGAAUCAGAGGAAACAUCAGGAUAUUUGUCACAGCCUCAAGUGAGUCAGGAUUUUAUUACUUCAAAACGGAGGAAAAGAUGUAGUGACAUUCCAGAAAAAGAGCAUCCAGUUGGUGGUAGGACAACUAAAAAUAGUAAGAGUCGAUCACAAGAGUCUCCUGUUGUUGAAGCUGAUAGUACAACAGAUAUUGAAAUGUCAACAAAACGGUCAUCAGUAGACAAAGACAGAAAACACGAUGUUAAGAAAAAACCAGAGGCAAAAGUUAAAAAGAAAAAAGCAAGUGGUAGUAAAACUUCUCCAAGGUCAGAUGAAGGUGACACAGUAUUAGAACGAGCAGAAAAACUAUGUAAAGAGCUUAGAGAUAGGAGAGAAAAAGCAAAGAAGGAUGUGCAAAAGGGAAAGAAAGUAGAAAAAAAUGAAGAAAUAAAUAAACAGUUGGCUAAAUUUGCUGAAAUAAAUAAAAGUUAUGUCAAAGGUGUUCUUGAUGAUACAGAUUUAGAUGUGCCUUUAAAAUUGAUUGAUAUGAGAUCGAAAAAGAGCGAUAAAAUAUCAUCCACUACUCCAAAGAAAGAAAAUGUCUCAGAAAAUUCAAGCAGUUCUGUCAAGGAAAUAACUCCUGUAAGUUCUACUACAAAGUCAAAGAAUAAGAAACCAGUUUCUAAGGUAGAGAGCCCUAGCAGGUCCUCUGGUAACAAAGUGAAGGAUGUUAGUCCUAGGAAAAUUAUAGAUAUACAUAGCAUUGAAAGCCCUGAUGAAUCUCAGAUUGAAAAAAGUUCACAGAAAAAAUCAACUAGUCAGUCAAUAUCCAGAGCAGGCAAGACAAAAGUAACAAGCAAAACUAGAGAUAUUGAUGAAAUAAGAAAAGAGAUUGAAUUAGAAGUUCGUCAGUCACAACAAGACAAAACAAAUAAAUCUCUUAUAAAUGAAGAAAGCCUGACUCUACAUGAAGGUGAAGAGGAUGAGUCGGCUAUGUCAGAGAAAAAUAUAGGCUUAAGAGAGACUGAUUCAGCUGAACCGUCUAAAUUGCGAUCUUCUGUAGAAUCUACUAGCCGGGAAUCCUUAUUAAAAAUGGUAAAUUCACCUAGAUCUCGUAAAGAAAGACAACAGCUAGCAGAAUUUUUGAGAACAUAUGCUAAAUCACAAAACCGUUUAUCUUUACCGAGAUUUAACUUGCAGAUGUCAGGGUUGUAUGAUAACCUUGAGCAUUAUGGCGAAUUUGGUUUGGAAGAGUUAUCACCAGAAGUCCAGCUUCAGAUUGCAGAACUAAUUGAGGCUGAUAUCAAGCCAGAUAUUGAUGAGCUUGAGCAAAAUUUAUUAUUGUCUAAUAUCAAAGUAGAAAGUGCUGAUGAUUAUCCAGGAAUAAGCUCACAGCUGUCCACCAGUGUUGACAAAUUAGAACUUUUGGAUAAAUCUUUGAAUCAGUGGGAAAAAUCAAAAGCAGGCUUUUCAGAUAUUGAGAGUAUGAAUGAAUUGAAUAGACUGAAAACAAAGAUUCUAUCAAGUAGUGAAAUUAAAAAGGAGCCUGCAAGUGCAGUGAAAAGUCCUGAUAGAUCAAGUUGCCCGCAAUCACCGCAGUAUAGCCAAGAAGAACGAGAGUUCAUAGAAAAAUUCUGUAGUCCUGGAAGUCCAGUAAAACAUGUUAGUAGUCCACAGAAACAUACAGGAAGAGCUGAUAUUUCAAGGGAAUCACGGGUCAGUACUCCACAGAAACAUGUUGGCAAAACAGAUAUUCCAAGUGAUUCUCAGGUCAGUAGUCCACUGACACAUGCUGGCAAAGCUGAUAUCCAGAGAGAUUCUGAGGCUAGUAGUCCACAGAAACAUGCUCACAGAGCUGAUAUCCUGAAGGAUUCUCAGUUCAGUAGUCCACAGAAACAUGAUCACAGUACUGAUUUCCUAAGGGAUUCUCCAGUCAGUAGUCCACAUGCUCACAGAGCAGAUAUUCCAAGGAAAUCCCAGGAUGAUUCCUUCAGACACAGAGUUAAAACAGAGAUGCCUUUUAUCACUGAUUCACAAGAAAAAACUUUCAUAUCUGAUGCUCAUGUAGAUCAUAAAGAAAAAAGCAACCAGACCAAAGCAAGUGAUGUAUUAGGGCCUAUUAAAACUAGCAUUACCAAUUUUCGUAGUAGAUCUAAUUCUUUGUCAAGUUUACAUACAACUAAAGACUUUAAUUUUAGUGAUAGUCUGCGAUCAAAUCCAGAAACUAACACCAAGUUAGAAUCAGUGACAUCAAUUGACCCGUUAGAAUUAUGGCGUAAAGAACAAGCAAGGGAGAAAAUUUCAGAAAAACCUGAAAAACUGGACCAUUUACAAUUAAAAUCAAAUGAAUACAAGCAUAUCCAAUCCACAGUUACAAAUCUCAGUUCCAGUGGAAGACAGGAUGAUGACAAGAUUGCAGUAUCUCCGUACAAACUAUCAGAUGGAGGACUGGCAAGUUACCGAGGUAGCAUAGAGAGUAAUGUUGUCUCCUCCGUAUCUCAGAACAAAACUUCUCAAUCUGAACCAUCUCUUACUGUUACGGGAAGUCUUCCGUGGAAUAACAGAGAACUAUUACCACACAGUCAGAUAAAAUCAGAUAAUAUGACACAGUCUGGGACUUCUUGGUUUGAUGGUGUUUCAUUAGGUCAGCAGACAUAUCAUACAGAAUCAGGCCAUGAAUCAGUUGGAGAAAAGAUAUUAGUGGCUCCCUCUGUUUCUACAUGGCUUGGUAGUGGGAUACCAAAGACUGAACCAUUCUGUACAGUAGGGACUGUAGCAUUAACCAGCACUACAACAGUAACAACUUGGUCUACCUCAUCUGGAUAUUUGACUCAACCUCAAGUGAUGUCAUCAUCAGACAUGAGUUUACCUACUAUCAGUCGAGACGUUAGAAUGAGGCGACCAUCAGAGACUUCCACAGCGGAGAGUUUGGUUGAUACUGUAUAUGAUAUCAGUAUUAAAGAGGAAGAUACACGUCAGGAAUUACAGGACGUCGAUCAGAAUAUUACCAGGUUACGGAAACUAAUAGAAGAAUCUACGGAGGAGCUCAACAGAUAUCAAGAAAGGAAACAAAAACUGAAAAAGGAUGAAGAAAACUUAAGAUCAAGAAGAAUCAAUGUUCUACAAGAAGCUCGUGAUAAACAAAAAAGACCAGAUUCAAGACAUGAUUCAGAUAUAUCUGAUCGACCUACUCCACCAUUAUCUGCCACUGAGGAUUCAGGAAUUACAUCUGGUGGUAGAGUUGUACCUAUGUCCUCUGCAGAGAACUCAUGGUUAGGUCAAAGUUCAAGGUCGGGGCCAGAAUAUCAGUUUGGAAAUCCAAUAGGUCAAAUAGAACCACAUAUUUUGAAAGGAUUGCAAGUUUUAAACUCGAUACAACAAAAUAACGAAAAAGAUAAAAACGAAAUCCCUUCAUAUGGACAAAGAUCCUUUGAUUCUACUUUAUCGUACAAUCAACCUUCAGAUCUGCCACCAAUUUCAACUCACACCUCACUUCAACAUAUUCCACCACAUUUGAUGGAAUCCUCACAUCAGCAGUUGAGAUCAAUAAAUACGGCUGAUAUCAGGCAGCAAAUGUUAUCAAAUGUAUCAACACAACAGAUGUCAUUAUAUGCAUCAUCACAACAGAUGCCACCAAAUGUAUCAUUACAAAACAUACCACCAAAUGUAUCAUUACAACACACACCAAUAAAUGUAUCAUCACAACACAUGCCACCAAAUAUAUCACAACAACAGAUGCCACCAAAUGUUUUAAAUCAACAACACAUGAUGCUACCCCCUCGUAGUAUUCAGUCUGUUCACUCUUCUCAGUUUCAAGGAGCCUCAAUCUCACCUGUCAGAAUUGGGUCAAAUGUUGCCAUGCCUUCUGUUCACACUUUGUCUCCACAUAGUCAAAUGUCACCAGGACAACAGCAGAUAAUAGACAAGUCAAAAGAAAUCACCCAGAUAAAAGUUUCAGAUAUACUUUAUGAAGGGGCUGAUAUGUCAUCUGCUGCAAAUAUGGAGAAGACAUCAAGGUAUGGUUCAUUGCAAGAACAAAUCUCAGAUAAUGAAAAACAAAUAAAUUUAUCAACUACCUCCUCUAAAACUAUAAAUGAGCGAGUGCUGGAUCAACAAAGAAUAUUGAAUUCAUCUUAUGAUAAACAACUCCUUAGUUCAGAGAAAAAUUUAGAAAGGGAUCAAGUUUAUAGUGAGAAAAUAUUAAACAAUCCGAGUUCAGAACGACAAUCUGAGGAUGUCAUAAUGAUGAGUGAUGAUCAGAAACAUGGCAGUGAUAUAAUAGUCAUCAAUGAUUCACCUAAACGAUCUGUGCAGGAUGAAUAUUCUGAAAAACCGCAUAAGAAAUCAUGGCUAGCUGCUGAAAAACCUGAUUCUGAAUAUCAUCCAUCUCGUUCAAAAUCCCCUGAAUGGGAUGAAGCUCAAAGUCAUUCAAGGACACAGCCUUUAGGAACACAGUCUCCUGUUGCCUUAAAACACAGAAAAGUUGAUGAUGAUGUGGUGAAGCAUCUGCAGUCUCCAUUACGGCCUACUCCAACCAAAGACCAAAAUCUUAGCAAUAGACAAGCUGGACAAAUUGAAAUAGAAGGAGAAAAAAAGAAUAGUGAGAGUAAUCAAACAACUUACCUAAAAUCAUUUGGAUUUGUAACUCUCAGUAAUCUAAUGAACACUGACCAGACAAAAUCUCCUCAAAACACACCAGUUAAUUCACCAAGAAGGGAAGAAGUGAAAAAAAUACAUAAACAUGAGGUUGAAACAUCGCCUAAAACUUUUUCAGGAAAUGAUGAAUUAAGGAUUACGAAACAAGACGAGGAACCAAAAGGUGAAAGGAUUUCCUCUCAUAUGGAGGAAUAUACUAGUUUGUCAAAAGGAAGUGAUGUGGGUUCAUCAAGGAAUGAUGGGAAGGGUAGUGAUGUAGAAAAAUCUGACGUGAUGAGACAAAUAUAUGAUAACAGAGAAAAAGUAAAUAUUCAAUACAUGGGUAGUCUGUCUCAAGGGAUGGAUCAGGCAGAACUGCUGAAACAGUUUAAAUCUGGGAAAGGUAAAGAUGAUGGUAUGUCUUUUUUAUUGGUAGACGGAGAUCAGAACAAAGACAUGUAUAAUAAACUGCAGUUACUGUUCAACAAACCACCAUCUGGAUCCAGUCGUUCAAAUAAGGAAGAAAUAAGAAUGGAAACAGAUGAUAGAAGUGAUUCUGGAGUUAGAGACCAUGAUUCUAAUUUUGAAAGUAUUGGAAGUAAUAAUUCCUUAGGUGAGAAAAUCAGACUGUAUUGUAAACAAAAUAAGCCUGAUGUAUCUGAACUUUUGAUUACUGUAUCUGAUGGUGAGCAGAGGGAAGGGGCUGAUUGUUCUGUGGUUAGUCCUGUACCUGAGAAACUAGAGGAAAGAAGGUGUUCAUCUCCUUACAAGAAACGACUAAAAACAAAGAAAGAAAGGGACAGAGUUUCAAUUCGUAAACAGAAAGAGGGCUGUAUUUUAGAUUCAAGUUCAGACUAUAACUCUCAGGAUGAAGACGCCCCUCAUAAGCAUGGACACAGACCUAAGAGUGCCCAGAAAUCCAGACAUUCUGAUGUAGAAAUAAUAUCUGACAACAAAGAUGAUAUCAUGUUUUUUGACAAGAAGUCAGAAGAUCUAAGAUCAAAUGAAAAGGGGUCAGAAGUCAUUCCACACAGGUUACUAGAAGAAGUGCAGUUAGAAACGGAAUCAGACGACAGUCGAGCACAAUUUAAAGACAAGUUUUCUGAAAGGUUCAAAUUAAACCCUAAUUUAUUGGCAUCGCUGAAAGCAGCAGUAAGAUCAAGUUUGUCUAAAGAAGAAUGCAGAGAUAUUAGACUCGAUGAUCGAAGGAGAUUUACUGGUCCUCAACAGCAGGUGUCUGGUAUUCAAAUUGUUGGAGAUGAAAUCUAUGUGUCUUAUCUUGGAAAUUCUGUCAGAAAGUUCAAUUUUAAGACUGGUGAAUUACUACAUGCAUUUGACUGCUCCCCACAUCAGAUCAGUUGUAUGUUUGUCCUGAGAACUAAUGAUUCCUUACGUCUGUACACAGGAGGUCCCUCACAACAUUUAUUAGGCUUCAAUGCUAAUACUGGACAGUUGUUUCGGACAGAAAAUUUGGAGGAAAAAUUACAGUGUUUUCAUCAUAACUGGGGGAAGUUGUUUAUUGGUACAUAUACAGGAUCUAUAUUAGUCUGGAGUACAAAGACUGAUAGAAAUAUAGAUGCAUAUGUUUGUUCUGAUCGACCCAUCAGUUGUAUAUCCUCAGCAACAGAAGGGGCCCAGAAAGUUAUUCUUGUGGCGGCAUAUGAUUCCACUGUAUUUGUUCUGAGUGCCACAUCUGGACUGUUGAUACGUAUUCUUGAGGGGCAUACAAAAACUGUAUUCUCACUACAGGUUGAUGGCAGUAUUGUAUUCAGUGGAUCUGGAGAUAAAACAGUCAUGGAACAUAAUUUACAGACCGGAGAUAUGAGUUGGACAUAUACCCAGGCUGCAGGUAUCAUCACCACUGUUUGUGUGUAUGAAGAUCUUUUGUUCUCUGCAUCAUUUGACAAAUUUAUCAGAUGUUACACUCGACAGGACCACAAGUUGAAAGCAUUGUAUUAUGGAGCAGACAGAGGACUGGUUACACAGAUGACAGUUAUAGAUGAUAAGAUUAUAACUGGUAACAGAAAUGGAAUUGUAGAAGUUACUCCUGUCAACAGAGAUAAAGAAACAAUGUGCCAGUUUGAAGGCUGUUGUCAUAUUUUUGGAAUCAAACCUCAUUUAUUGUCUCAUGUGAUGUCUGAUCAUGUGACACCUGACACAAAAAUGUUCCGUUGUCUAUGGAGAGGAUGUAAAGAUUGGUUAUCAACAAAGGAAGGACUUCAGGAAGCAGAGGAGCACAUGAAACUUCACAUAUUUACCUGAUUGACAUCUUAAUGCUCCAAUGAUGCAACAUUGAUAAAGUUGUGUAAUGGUGCUCAUAGAAUCCCAUCAAUUCACCUGGUGCUGAUAGAAAGACAUAUAGAGACACAUAUAUGAUUUAUAGAGAAUGUUCCUGAAAGGGAAAACAGUAUUCACUCAGUAGUCUUUGUGUUUUGGUAGUCUUCAUUAUGUAUAGUAAAUACAACUGCCAGUACAUCAUAUAGGUAGAUAAAUUCAGCACAAAUUUGUUUUUAGAUGUCACUCAUACCAAUCUUGUACAAUGUUUAAAGUGGGGUUAAUGAAUUAUUGACAAGUGAUGUACUGAAUUAAUCACUUAGUAAAUUAAAUAGAGUGUUUAACAGAAAAGAAUACAGACAGAGCAAAGAAGAUCUAAGAUAUUGACCUUUAUACAUUGUUAAUGUAUCCUGAUUAUGGGUGACAUACUUGCCACUGGACAUUAAACAAGCAAGCAAGUAACAAACUAUCAACCUUCUCAACUGUCCAGCUUAGGUCAUUUAGAUUGAUCCUAUACUCUGAACAAUUUAUUAUGUAGAUAUAUCAAAGAAGUAAGUCUAAGUUUAUGUAUAUAGCAAGAAAAGGUAGAGAAAGGAAGCACUGUGUUUUAAAAACAGGCUGUUGAAUUUGUUAUAUAGACCAAAUGGAGAUAGAAAACAGUUUGUUUAUUAGUGAUUUUAAUGAAUAAAGAAAGGCAUUAGUUUAUAAAUUGUAUUAGGACUGAGCAAUAUAGAAAGAUGUGUUAUCAGGGAGGUGUUUUAUCACAGUACAGCAAAAUGAUAAAUAGAAAAACAUAUAUAAAAUGAUGAAAUUACACACUCAUAUAAGUAUAUGUUAAGAAAGAAGAGGAAAUGCUAGAAAUUAUGUUUUUGAUUUUUCUGUGCGUGCCAUAGUUUAAAAAUAUCACUUUUGUUUGUGUAUGUACACUGUAUAUUUUGUUUAUGACUUUAUUUCACUUGUUUUACACACACACACACAAUAUAUAUAUGUACAGUAGGCAUCACUGUGAUAUGUACAAAUAAAUAUAGUAACAAC